AUGCGGCGCAUGUCCCCGUGCUCCACGGCGGCAGUUCUACGCCGCGCCGUCAUCCGCACAUCAUUCCGCCACGCGCGUCGUCCGCUCCGUCGCUCCGCCUGUCUACUGCCGCUGUCCCGCGCUCUUGUCGUGCGUUCGGCGUCACGCCCGCCUCUCUCCGCGCCCUUCGCAGCCCAGCGAGGCGCCUUGCCGCCCGUGGGGGCGCGCGUGGCGGCGUGCAGUGCAGCGCGGACGUGCCCGACUAUCUGCCCGCCUCCUGGUGCGCACUGCGCGUUCCCGCCGUGCAGCCGCCGCACCACCUCCGCGCUCUUUAUUAACCCCGCCUUGUGCCCGCAACAAAGCAGCGGUCCGCCCACGUGCGUCCGCCCAUGCGGGUCCGUGGAGCAACCCCACCCAUGGGGUCAGCACCCCGUUCUACCGCUCCUCCCCCAUCGCGCUCUUCCCUCUCGCUCUGCUUCGCUUCUCACGCGCAGCUGCCCCCAAGCUCCUUCCGUUCUCCGCCACCA
Molecule: messenger RNA, 506 nt
Organism: Closterium sp. Naga37s-1
Lineage: Eukaryota; Viridiplantae; Streptophyta; Zygnematophyceae; Desmidiales; Closteriaceae
Source: the annotation of a GenBank genome assembly